Molecule: messenger RNA, 1534 nt
Organism: Somion occarium
Lineage: Eukaryota; Fungi; Basidiomycota; Agaricomycetes; Polyporales; Cerrenaceae
Source: the annotation of a GenBank genome assembly
CUCGAUUCAGUUGAGUCGAUCCUGAAGACGCGCCUGACCACGUCGAUACUGAACCAAGGCACUGACUUGCAACGACCGCAUACCACUCAGCGUAGUCCACCAUGACUGCAGCAAAUGCAUCGGACCCAAUACCCAUUGAGACGUCCCAUGAGGACAUGAUCCAUGAUGCCCAACUGGACUACUACGGGAAACGUCUCGCAACUUGCUCUUCUGACCGAACGGUGAAAGUGUUUGAUGUUGUCGACGGGGAGACUCAGAGAAACAGCGGACAGACAUUGAAAGGUCACACAGGCCCCGUAUGGCAAGUCGCUUGGGCACAUCCGAAAUUCGGACACAUUCUUGCGUCUUGCUCGUAUGACGGCAAGGUCAUCAUCUGGAAGGAGCAACAAGGUCAACCUGGUGCGACUGGAUGGGCAAAGAUCAAGGAACACAGUCUCCACGUAGCCUCAGUUAAUUCUGUAUCAUGGGCACCCCAUGAACUUGGUGCAAUCCUUGCAUGCGCAUCUUCGGACGGCAAGAUCUCCGUCCUCACAUUCAAAAACGACGGUCAAUGGGGCGCCGACAUUUUCAUCGGACAUGCUAUCGGUUGUAACGCGGUCUCGUGGGCACCCGCCGUUCAACCAGGUUCGCUUAUUGCCCCUCAACCCACUGAGACACUCCCAGGUCAGCAUCCAUCCAGCAUCCAGACCGUCAAGCGAUUUGCCAGUGCGGGGUGCGACAAUUUAGUGAAGAUCUGGGGUUUCCGGGAUGAUACCCAAGCUUGGGUGGAAGAAGAGGUCUUGGAUGGUCAUACUGAUUGGGUCCGUGAUGUUGCCUGGGCUCCUAACAUCGGUCUCCCUCGAAGCUAUAUUGCUACCGCAUCGCAGGAUAAGACGGUCCUCAUUUGGACUAAAGACACGCCUACUUCGCCGUGGGUGAAGACUGCAUUGGACCCCUCGGCGUCUGCCGCUGCUGGUGCUCCAGGGGGUGCACCUGGCAAGUUCCCCGACGUUGUAUGGAGAGUCUCCUGGUCUCUGGCAGGGAACAUUCUUGCCGUCAGCUGUGGCGACGGCAAGGUCACAUUGUGGAAGGAGAACUUGAAGGGCACAUGGGAAUGUGUGAGUGAUAUCACGAGUUGAUCGUACAUGUCUUGCAGGACGGCACUUCUGUCCUGUGGAUGUGUCAUUUGUAGUUGAAAGAUAGUAGGUUUCUCUGUAUUUAUUUUUGUUUCGGACCGAUUCCUUUCAGAAAGCCAACAGAACACUGUCACUGGUAUGGUCGUCAAACUGACAUACGAAUUUGUCACCUCAAAGUUUGAACUCUGCUAAUUUUGAAACAUGGUUUGGAUGCGGUUACGACGCCAGACAAUGACAUUAACAGCUGCCUUCAAGCUACAUGUCUUUUGCUCACAUCGAUAUUUCCAUUCCAUCCGUCAUACACUUCAGUUGUAAGGUUCUACGAAAUGAUACAUCUCUGCCUGAACAAAUCAAGCCCCAGAACUGUUACAAGUUGAGUCAUGCCAAUAGGCUGGAUGUCGCUACAAACAGUGUCUACA